UGCUAGUGAUCCAGCCGCUUCUGAAGGUCGUCGUGGGGCUGGCAGCAACGUUGCAAGUUCACAGGCAUCAGACAGCUUGAUCAGGUCAGGACCACAGUCAGAUCGGACGGCAGCUGCGAUGGACGUGGGGACGCUCGACGAGUUGCAGACCCAGGAGUACUGGGAUACUAGAUAUGCCAGUGAAGAGGGUACGACUUACGACUGGUUCAAAAAGUUCGAAGAUAUCAAGGACAUCAUCUUAGAGCGUAUACCAUCAAAGGACAGUCGGAUACUAGAGCUCGGAUGUGGCAACUCCACCAUUACCCCCUCCUUACAUGAUCUCGGCUACGCAAACGUCACCUCACUAGACUUUUCUCCUAAUCUCAUAUCACAGAUGCGGGCUCGGCAUCCUGGAAUCGACUUUGUGGAGAUGGACAUCCGCAAUCUCGUCGAGGAGUCCGACAAGCUACAGGCUGGUGCGGGUCAAUGGGACUUGAUCAUAGACAAGGGCACGCUGGACGCCCUUGUGGCGGAAAAGGGCAGUGUGUGGGAGCCUAGCGAGCGGGUGUUCGAUAAUGCCAGGCGAGAAAUCGAUGGCGUCCUCCACCUACUUAAACCUGGCGGCACAUUCCUCUACCUGACUUGGAUGCAGCCUCAUUUUCGUCUUAGAUUUCUCGAGCGAAAGGCAGACUGGGACGUGACAGUCAGGACGAUCAAUGAGGGCGGAGGGUGGGACUACUUCUUAUUCACCGGCAUCAAGAAAGUCGCUCCGUAGAGAGGACAAACUCUGUAGCGAAGAAAAGUAGAGUAAUUCCAGGGCACCCGCCGAGGAGUCAUACACACUCGCAUUGCUGAUUGAAUGGCGAUCGCCUCAUUACGCUGAGUCUUCCACGGAUGACGUCUCUAAGGUCUGCGUUCGGUCUGAAGUGCUUGCCUCGAAGGAAUGUGAGUCACGGCUCAGUACGCUGGUGUCGUAGCGCGCGUCGAGUGUGCCCGUUC
This is a messenger RNA of Microstroma glucosiphilum, 978 nucleotides long. RefSeq names its product S-adenosyl-L-methionine-dependent methyltransferase. The coding region runs from base 119 to 754 and encodes 211 amino acids. NCBI's taxonomy places the organism in Eukaryota, Fungi, Basidiomycota, Exobasidiomycetes, Microstromatales, Microstromataceae. The transcript has 7 exons. The record is from RefSeq and is a predicted model, not a curated record.